UUAUCCCUUUUUCUCUUUUCCUAUCGUGAACGCAAACACAUAUUUUUUAAUCGUCAGAGGUUUACUGACGAGAGAUUGAAAACGAGAGAUUUAACUGAAGCAGACGGAAGUUGACUUGUUUCGUGACAUUAGUUGCUGUUUGCUAAAAUCAAUAAACAUAAACCGUCGCCUUUCUGUGCUUUGUCAUUGCUGAAUAGCAGUAAAGUCACGUUGUGUAUUUUAUUCCAAGAAAGAGUUGUAUUUAUCUUUCUAUCGUCAAAUGUAUUCCGAAAAAAACUUGGUCGAGAUGCAGUGGGAUAGCGUUGUAGAUUACUUGUAUCAUAUUGUAAAACCGAAUCAACUCGAAAAUGAUAUAAAAAAUAUGAAAUGCGAAAGUGAGCUAAUGUCUUGUUUAUUGACUAAUAAGGACGUUACAAAAUUUAUAUCUUUAUGGCUAAGUAAUCUUUACAAUGAAGGAAAGAUAAGAAAGGAAAGAAAGAACCUGAGUAUAUCAAAAUCGCAUAACGACAAAGGACGCGAAGCAUAUAAAAAAAAAGAAUAUAAUGCUGCUAUAAAAUUCUUUACAAAGAGUGCGAUAUAUGCUUCAUCAGAUGAUGUAGAGCUGUCAUUAGCAAUUGCAAAUCGAUCAGCAACUUUGUUUUAUUUGGAAAGAUGGCAAGAUUGCAUCAAAGAUAUCGAACUGGUGUUAGACAAGUUAGACAAGUAUCCGAAGCAGUUACAUGGCAAACUAUAUCUACGUUUAAUUGAGUGUUACUUGAAACUGAAUAAAAAAUAAGCUGCUCCAAUUAUUUCUAAACUUAACAAUUCAAGUGCUCAAUAUGAUAUGACACCUAAACAGACAGCGCGAUUACAGAAAUUGAAUAAACUAAAUCUGCAAGUCCUAAAAACAACUGAGGAGAUGAAUGAUGUAAACGAUACAAGUAACAAUGUUGAAUCUCCUUUGCAACCUAUACUUAAAUGCCUAAAAAUGGAUAAUGAAAAUCCUAAUUUUCCAUCUGCAUCAGCUAGUAUAGAAGUAAAAUAUACUCCAGAGAAAGGAAGAUAUGUUGUAGCUAACAGAAAUAUCAAAAAGGGUGAAACUCUUUUCAUUGAAAACGCAUUUACCUUUGUCACAAUAAAUAACAAAAAUUAUAAUACUCUUUGUCACAAUUGUUGCAAGAACUACAAUGAUAUUCCUAUACCAUGUACGGAGUGUGUGGACACUUUAUUUUGUAAUAUGAAUUGUUGGAAUAAAGCACACCUGUCUCACCAUCGUUGGAUAUGUCCUGCCAGUCAAAUGGGUCUUUUGCGGCAGAUUGGAAUAACACACUUGGCUCUAAAAUUAUUAUGUGUGUGCCGCACUACGACCAAUGAGAGACGAUUUAAUGACGUACAGCAAUUAGUGACCAAUUUUAAUAAACUCGCACCAACUGACGUUAUUUCGUAUGGAAUUACAGCAACUAUGCUUACAUUAUAUCUAUCAAAAUAUAGAUUUUUUAAUGAUUUCAAUCUUGAAGAAUGCUUAGUAUCAAAGUUUUCUAACAAUAAUUUUAAUAUUAAAUGUAAACUUGCAACAGAAGAUGAUAAACAAUUGUAUGUAAGUUCUUUAUUGUUGAGGCAUAUAUUGCAGCUUAUUUGUAAUGGACAUGCUAUUACAAAGAUUAUAAAGACAGAUAUGAAAUCAAAUAAUACUGAAAAUUUAUUUCUUUACGAAGAACAAAUUAGAAUAGCUACAGCAAUUUAUCCUUCUGCAAGUAUGAUGAAUCAUUCUUGUGAUCCUAAUAUAAUUAAUAGCUUUUUAGAUCAGACUUUAGUAGUUAAAGCUAUAAAGAAUAUUGAAAAAGGUGAAGAAGUUUUUCAUUGUUAUGGGACUGAAUUUAGAAGAAUGUCGAAAGUGGAUAGGCAAGAACAUCUGGAAAGUCAAUACUGUUUCACAUGUAACUGUAAAGCAUGCACGACGUCAGAGUAUGAAAAUUUUAUGAAAAAAUUUACUGCAAUGAAGUGCCCUGAAUGCAGCGGACCAUUAUUAUUAUGCGACGAUCAUGACCCUCCAAUGUUUUGCUCAGAUUGCGGAGCAACAGUUUUUGAAUUCAUUUAUAUUUAUAAAAUAAGACAAGCACAACUGCAAGCUAAUACUUAUUUCAAAGGAGCAGAAAAUUACAUAAUUAAUGAACAGUGGCAGAAGGCAGCUGAUGAAUUAAAGCAAUGCUUGUCUAUUAGGAAAACAAUAUUAUACAAACAUCAUGACGACAUUAUUACAACCUUCGAUUUGAUGGCACGGUUAUGCAUUCACAUGAAUCAACGAUUGGCUGCAAUUUAUUAUCUUGACUACACCAUCGUGGCGAUCGGAGAAAAAUAUGGUUCUUGUAGCAUAGAAUUAUGCAACGAAUUAAAUAAAAUAACGGAUAUAUGCCUUACUUAUUUAGAGAAGGAAUCUAAUACAACAUCAAAAUAUUACAAAAACGUUUUGAAAAAGACACGUCGAUAUCUGAAUAAUGCUCAACAAAUUCUAGAUAUUGUUUAUGGACCAUGGCAUGAAAUUUAUACUGAAAUUGGAAUAAAACAGAAGAUCCUUUCUAAAAUUUUACAAAAUUUCAAUGUCUGAUAAAUAUAUAAUAUAUGUGUAA
Messenger RNA from Nylanderia fulva, 2606 nucleotides. Its product is annotated as protein-lysine N-methyltransferase SMYD4. NCBI's taxonomy places the organism in Eukaryota, Metazoa, Arthropoda, Insecta, Hymenoptera, Formicidae. The record is from RefSeq and is a predicted model, not a curated record. Gene Ontology annotation, molecular function: histone deacetylase binding. Gene Ontology annotation, cellular component: cytoplasm; nucleus.